Gadus morhua (Atlantic cod) is the source of this 5487-nucleotide messenger RNA. It is a transcript of the gene brip1, whose product is annotated as BRCA1 interacting helicase 1. Gene Ontology annotation, biological process: nucleotide-excision repair; double-strand break repair involved in meiotic recombination. Gene Ontology annotation, molecular function: hydrolase activity, acting on acid anhydrides, in phosphorus-containing anhydrides; ATP binding; DNA binding. Gene Ontology annotation, cellular component: nucleus. The transcript has 20 exons. The record is from RefSeq and is a predicted model, not a curated record. Lineage: Eukaryota; Metazoa; Chordata; Actinopteri; Gadiformes; Gadidae. The coding region runs from base 258 to 4121 and encodes 1287 amino acids.
AUCCGCUGUGACGCUUCCGUGUAUCGAAUGGCGGGAAGACUCACCAGCGUUAUGAUGAUAUACCAUGAAAACAUUGUCUGAUAGGUGGAAAAUUACACUGAAUGACAUGAAGGAUGCAGCGCAAUGUAGUUCGGUUGUCAACUGUUUAGUUAUACCCUAUCGUAUGCACUCUUAUCCUUUCUAGGGAGUUGACGUUUGCGAACUUAACCUCAAACUCCCAGCUCAGUUCCCUACUAUUGGACAGGACGCAGAUAAACAUGGCUGCUCCCCCAGUGGAAUACACCAUCGGAGGGGUCAAGAUUCAGUUCCCCUGCAAAGCUUAUCCCUCCCAGCUGGCCAUGAUGAACUCGAUUGUUCGAGGGCUUAACCACAGCCAGCACUGUCUACUGGAGAGUCCUACAGGAAGUGGGAAGAGCUUGGCUCUGUUGUGCUCAGCUCUUGCCUGGCAGCAGGCUCAAUACGCCAAACCUGAACCAGGAGGAAGCCCCCAGGAGGGCAAAUGCUGCUCAGAGGAGAAAACACAGGCUGUUUCAAAGGAGUCAGAGGGUGCUACCCCCUGUCAAUGUAGUUGUCACACUAAGGCUCCCUGUGCCCCAAAACUGCCCAAGCCUAAUGUGGUGGACCUCACACUGUCCCCUGAGAAAGUGGUGGUGCAACAUCAAUCACCCCCGCAAAGUGAUACGCUCGUUCCCAAAACUGAGUCGUUUGUCUCGGCUCCUCUGCCACAGACAUCUGUCAGCCCGGACCCUGAGAAAGACGAUGACUUUCAACCAGACAGGAAGCGCCUUCGCACUCCAUCUUCGGAUCAGAAGAGCAGUAAAAGGAAGUGUAUGAACCGGGGCAUCGUGUUCAUUGAUGAUGACCCAGACGAGGAAGACCUGACACAAGUGAACAGGCGCUGGACCAUGGAGGUGAAAAGCCAGGCUGUGUCAACGGAGAUCGCCAGUACUGAAUUCUAUUCCCCACCACACAUGCAGUCCCGCGUGCCUUGCCUCCUGUGCCCGUGCAGCGGCUCUUCGGCCGACGUGAAACAGAAGGAAAAAGAGGCCAAAAAGAAGGUCCCCAAGAUAUUCUUCGGUACGCGUACGCACAAGCAGAUUGCGCAGAUCGCCCAUGAGCUGAAGCGCACGCUGUACUCCGGCGUUCCCAUGACCAUCCUGUCCAGCCGGGACCACACCUGUGUGCACCCUGAGGUGCAGCGCCACUCCAACCGCAACGAGCGCUGCAAGGAGCUGCUGGAAUCCAAGGAUGGCAAGUCGUGCAGCUACUACCACAGCGUCCACAGGAUGCGGGACCAGGCAGUUCUGCAGGGGGUCCACGGGCUGAACCAGGCCUGGGACGUGGAGGACCUGGUGCGAGUGGGCAAACGCAUCCGCGCCUGCUCCUACUACGCAGCCCGCGAGCUGAUGCAGGACGCCCGCAUCGUGUUCUGCCCCUACAACUACCUGCUGGACCCGCUCAUCAGGGAGAGUAUGGAGAUCAACCUGGCCGGCCAGAUUGUGGUGCUGGACGAAGCCCACAACAUCGAAGACUGCGCCAGGGAGACUGCCAGCUACACCUUGGACAACAACCUGUUGAAGAUGGCCAAGGACGAGCUGGACGGCAUGGUCUCCCACAACAUCCGGCAGUCCGAACACAUGCCGCUGCGAAACUUCUGCGCUAGCCUCGGAAACUGGAUACAUGAGAGCAAGAGCUUAAUGUCCGAGAGGGGCUUCGAGACCUCCUGUAAAGUCUGGACUGGCAAGGAGGUUGUGGGCAUUUUUCAUGGCCUUGGCAUUACUGCUGCUACCUUUGGAAUGCUUCAGAAAAACUUGGCAGCAGUGUUGGACAAAGAGGAGCGCGUUGGCUUAGUCAAUGGCAGGGAGGAGACGGUCACCGUGCCAACCAUCAGCGCUGUCCUCAUCUCUGUGCUAAAAAGUCUGUUCAUGGUUCUGGACUACCUCUUCAGAGAGCACUCCAGGUUUGCCGAGGACUACCGGGUGGUCCUGCAGGAGAGCUUCACCUGGACCAACCAGGUCGAGCCCGACGUGCCGGACAACCACGGGUUCUUCGCCCGGCCGCGGGCCCGGCGGAGACAGUCCGCACGUGUGAAGGCGGCCGUGCUGACGCUGAAUUUCUGGUGCCUCAACCCUGCUGUGUCGUUCUUGGACCUAGGGCAGUCCGUGCGCACUAUAGUGCUCACUUCAGGAACCCUCUCUCCCAUGGGCUCCUUCUCCUCAGAACUGGGGGUCAAGUUUGCCAUCCAGCUGGAAGCCAGCCAUGUCAUCGCCAAGUCGCAGGUGUGGGUUGGUACCAUUGGCUCCGGGCCACAAGGCAAGAAGCUGCUGGCCACAUUCCAGCACACGGAGACCUUCACCUUCCAGGACGAGGUGGGCGGUCUGCUGCUCAACGUCUGCCACGCCGUGUCAAAGGGAGUGCUCUGCUUCCUGGCGUCCUAUAAGAUGCUGGAAAAACUGCGAGAUCGCUGGAUCAACACGGGUCUGUGGGAGAAGAUGGAGGAGAGGAAGACUGUGAUCACGGAGCCCCGCGGCGGCGCCAAGGGAGACUUUGAUGAGCUGCUGCAGCGGUACUACGACGCCAUCCAACACCCAGGGGAGCGAGACGGGGCCUUGCUGAUUGCUGUCUGCAGGGGUAAAGUAAGCGAAGGCUUGGAUUUCACAGACGACAAUGCCAGGGCAGUGGUCACCAUCGGCAUUCCCUUCCCCAACAUCAAGGGCCACCAGGUGGAGCUCAAGAUGAAGUAUAACGAUCAGCACUGCAAAAGUAGGGGUCUCCUUCCAGGCAACCGUUGGUACGAGAUCCAGGCCUACCGCGCUCUAAACCAGGCCCUGGGAAGGUGUAUCCGCCACAAGAACGACUGGGGUGCUCUCAUUUUGGUGGAUGACCGUUUCCGGAAUAAUCCAAAUAAGUACAUCACAGGCCUGUCCAAGUGGGUGCGGCAGCUGGUGCGGCACCACGACACCUUCAACGGGGCCAUGCAGUCCCUGGCCGCGUUCUCCCACUUUCAGCAGGGGGCAGAAGCAACCCACGGCAGCGUCCUCCAGAGCCCGUCGGGAUUUAAGCAGCACCCAGCCAGCCAGCAGUCCCCCCUCGGUCUGGGGGACGGACCGGCGUGUGCCCCCCUGUCCGCAUCAGCCAAGCACGAAGACCGCAGCCACAAGAACACUAAACCCCCUCAGUCUUCAACUGUUGAUCCCAUCAUGUCUGGGAUGGCUGGUGCUAGUGUGAGGGGAGACACUGAAAAGAUGUCCAACACUGAGCCGGCGUGUCCGACCCGCGCACACCACGACACCGAGCCCAGGGCGCAAGCACCGGCCCUGGCGCCUGUGCAUGGCUUCAUGCCUGCGGGCACCCCGUUGAAGAGGCCCCUCUUCAGAGCGCAGAGAGACAUCGCCCGGCCCGACCACCUGCAGCAGUCAGAACCACCUGACCUGGUCGAGGGAAUGGAUGCCCCCAACACGCACCUUCCUCAUCCUCAUGCAGAACCGUGCUCGCGAGGUGAUGCCGGCAAAACCGACGGUUUGUCUUGUGUGCCGGUGGCUGUGAAGGAACUGGCUGCCAUGGCGACCUCUCCCUGCUGUCACGGAGAGCAGCCUCUGGCAGACGGCCGUGAAGGGGAGGACGACGAAGAGGAGGAGGAAGACCUAACAAUGUUCUUCACUCCAGAGCUUUUCGAGGACGAGGAUGAUGAGGAAGUGGAGGAGGCCAUGCCUGUGUCCAGGAUAGACGGCCGUGUGAUCCCCAUCAGGCCAGCCCAAGAGACGCUGAGCCUAAGGAAAGAUGUAGAAGAAUGUGCCCCAAACGGCCAUGGAGACGGAGUCGUCUCCAGGGUUGGGGAUAGCGCGGGGUCAGAGCCGACGCUCUGUCACCAGCCUCCGAGAGGCAGCGUGGUCAGCGUCGAGGAGCAGGCCGGGACACCGCCCUGCAGUCAGCAGCAGACAGCAGAGUCCCCAGGUCAGGAGGUGCGAGUGCAGCAGAGGGAGGAAUGUGAGAGUAGGCAGUCAGGCACCAGGGCUAACCGCCUGGCCCGGUCCUCCAGGCAGAGAGCACCCCCGACUCCGUCAGGUAAAAGCCACCCGACCACUCCACCCAUAACACAGUGGUUAACUAGCCCAAAGUAAAUACUGAUGCCCCUAGAUGAGCAGGCCCUCCACCCUGGCCCCAGACAGGCCAGCUCAUAUCUCAGCGCAGCCCCCCACUCAUUCAGCGUGACAGCUCAGGCCUCAUCAAGGCCAUUAAGGCCGUCUAAGCGCACUUAUCAGUGGGAGAAAACAAGCCUAUCUUACCAAUGUUAUUUAAAUUAUGUGGCUAUUUUAAUGCGCUGUCUCUUUUUAAAGAGGCUGAGUGAUUAAAUAGCGAGGCUAGGUCUGUAGCUCUUAAUGAGAUGUAUAUAGUGGGGCCGUGCAGACGCGCCUGACUUAGCGGAACUAAGAGGCCCUCGUUCUCUGCAUCAGGGGGAUGAGGAACUCGCGUGAUAAUCGGCUACAAACUAGAGGGGCUCAUUUGGGCUUGUGGUGCAGAGGUUUACAAUUGUUUGAGGAAAAUAAAAAAAUAUAUAUGUCUAUCUAUAUAUAUAUUUGUUGGUUUGUAUUUCUUUUCAUGAAAAAAAACAUACAGGCAAAAAUUAUUUUGUGACUAUGCAAUACUGAAGACUCAAGUAAAAUGUAUCCAGUUUAUAUUUUCAUUGGAUGUGGGUUUUAAAAGGACGAAGACAGCCCUAUGGCUUUAAAUGUUUAUUUGUCUGAUAAUUAAAACUUAAUGUGAUGUAUAUCAUGUGUUUUGGGUCAGCAAGGUUAUACUUUACAACGCGUAUUACCAAAUAGUGAAAUCUAAGGAUCAGCUUGUUCUCAAACCGACCAGAGCAAUUUAGCCAAAGCCACAUUUUACUGUUUUCCUUGCCAUUAGGGUGGGUUUUUUGGGGUCAAAUUACUUUUCACACAACAUCUAAGCUCUGAUUGAGGAAGUCUGUGUACGCAUGAACUUAUGUGAUUCGUCAUUUGGCCAAAUUGUAUCUCUUAUUCAAUUUUGAAUGUAGAUCAGUGUCAAAGUGUAAUAUGAAAUUCUAAUUAAACAGGAUCCUUUUAAGAUCAUUUGUCUACUCAUAUUUAACUUAACACUAAUGGUUGACUUUUGCUCAGAAUGAGCUUGAAUUACUCUUCCUUUAAAAGACUCCUGUAGCUCAUCAGCUGCUUCUCAUAGAGACUUUUUUACUCAAUCAUGCAUGGCUGCUCGUUAAAAUAAUUAUCCAAACAAUGCGUGGGGAGUGCACACAAAUGUGUGUUAAACGCACCCUAAUAGGUAUUCCACAUGACUGGGAGAUUUGUUAAUGGCUUUGACUGGCUCUGGCUUUGUUAGUGGUUCUGUAUUCCUUUUCUGUUAUUUCAUGAACCCAUUUUCUUUUCAUGUGAAAUAUGGAAAUAUGUUCAUGAAAGGGGUGCUGUAGCUAAAGCAGUGUAAGUGGUUAUAUAUAAACAAGUAAAAUAUGAA